UCCCCGCUGGCGGCCGCCCACUCUUCCCCGCUCUGUGCAGCCGGCAGUCUGUGGCUCCUCUCCUGCUGUCUCUCGGACACCCGCGCUCCAAACACAAACAUGUCUGAAAAGCUGCCGUUCAAAGUGGCUGACAUCAGCCUGGCGGACUGGGGGCGCAAGGCCAUCGAGAUCGCGGAGAACGAGAUGCCGGGGCUGAUGAAGAUGAGGGAGCUGUACGGCGAGUCCAAGCCGCUGAAGGGCGCGCGCGUCGCUGGCUGCCUCCACAUGACCCUGCAGACCGCCGUGCUGAUCGAGACCCUGCGUGCCCUGGGGGCCGAGGUCCAGUGGUCCAGCUGCAACAUCUUCUCCACGCAGGACCACGCCGCGGCCGCCAUCGCCAAGGCCGGCGUCCCGGUGUACGCCUGGAAGGGAGAGACGGAUGAGGAAUAUUUGUGGUGCAUCGAGCAGACCAUCUACUUCAAGGACGGGCAGCCCCUCAACAUGAUCCUGGAUGACGGGGGUGACCUCACUAACCUGGUGCACAAGAAGUACCCCAAACUGCUGGCAGGGAUCAAGGGCAUCUCCGAGGAGACGACCACCGGCGUGCACAACCUGUACAAGAUGCUGAAGAAUGGAGAGCUCAAAGUGCCGGCCAUCAACGUCAACGACUCGGUCACCAAGAGCAAGUUUGACAACCUGUACGGCUGCCGCGAGUCCCUGAUCGAUGGGAUCAAGCGCGCCACCGACGUGAUGAUCGCGGGCAAGGUGGCGGUGGUGGCGGGCUACGGUGACGUGGGCAAGGGCUGCGUGCAGGCACUGCGGGCGUUCGGCGCCCGGGUCAUCGUCACGGAGAUCGACCCCAUCAACGCCCUGCAGGCGAGCAUGGAAGGGUACGAGGUCACCACGAUGGAUGAGGCGUGCAAGGAAGGCAACAUAUUUGUCACGACGACGGGCUGCGAGGACAUCCUGCUUGGCAGGCACUUCGAGCAGAUGAAGGACGACGCCAUCGUGUGCAACAUCGGUCACUUCGACAUUGAGAUUGACGUGAAGUGGCUGAACGCCAACGCUCAGGAUAAGGUCAACAUCAAACCCCAGGUGGACCGGUACAAGCUGAAGAACGGGCGCCACAUCAUCCUGCUGGCGGAGGGCCGGCUGGUGAACCUGGGCUGUGCCAUGGGCCACCCCAGCUUCGUCAUGAGCAACUCCUUCACCAACCAGGUGCUGGCGCAGAUCGAGCUGUGGACCAACACUAGCAAGUACCCGCUGGGUGUCUACUUCCUGCCCAAGAAGCUCGAUGAGGAAGUGGCCGCCGCGCACCUGGAUAAGCUGGGGGUGAAGCUGACGAAGCUGUCGGAGAAGCAGGCCAAAUACCUGGGGCUGCCCCUCGCCGGGCCCUUCAAGCCCGACCACUACCGCUACUGAGCAGCCCCCCGUCCUCCCGCAGCCCCCCGCUCUCCGCGCUGCGCCUGCCGGGCUGCUCUGAGGCAUUGUGGGAGGCAGGAGGAGCGCUGGUCUGGCCCGGGGGGAAGACGGGACGAGGAGGGACCAGCUAUGCUGGGGAAGCACUUCCUUCAGCCUUCACACUGGUGUUAAACUGGGAAUUUUCUAUUGGAUGUUCUAAGGUAUCCCCAAAUGCAGAAAUGAAUGCCCUUUUCGUUCUUUUCCUGGACCUCUCACUUUGUUUUAAUUACUGGUAUCGUCUGAGUUGAACUGAGACCGACGCUGGGAACGGUUGUUUCAAAGCUACUGCCAUUACGUCUUAAGCACUUGUGUAAUGUUUGCCUUUGUUGUCAGUCUCUAUCAAACGAAGGGGGUGUAAAUAAAGGCCACGUUAUGCAGUAA
This is a messenger RNA of Lepisosteus oculatus (spotted gar), 1821 nucleotides long. RefSeq names its product adenosylhomocysteinase (gene ahcy). NCBI's taxonomy places the organism in Eukaryota, Metazoa, Chordata, Actinopteri, Semionotiformes, Lepisosteidae. The record is from RefSeq and is a predicted model, not a curated record. Gene Ontology annotation, cellular component: cytosol. Gene Ontology annotation, molecular function: adenosylhomocysteinase activity. Gene Ontology annotation, biological process: L-methionine cycle.